This is a messenger RNA of Pseudophryne corroboree (corroboree frog), 626 nucleotides long. It is a transcript of the gene RPL17, whose product is annotated as ribosomal protein L17. Gene Ontology annotation, molecular function: structural constituent of ribosome. Gene Ontology annotation, biological process: cytoplasmic translation. The transcript has 7 exons. The record is from RefSeq and is a predicted model, not a curated record. NCBI's taxonomy places the organism in Eukaryota, Metazoa, Chordata, Amphibia, Anura, Myobatrachidae. Bases 38 to 592 code for a protein of 184 amino acids. Gene Ontology annotation, cellular component: cytosolic large ribosomal subunit; ribosome.
AACCCUCUUCCUGCGCGGCCUGAGGUAUCCUCUGAAAAUGGUCCGCUACUCACUAGACCCGGAAAACCCCACAAAAUCAUGCAAAGCGCGGGGCUCAAAUCUGCGAGUGCACUUUAAGAACACUCGCGAAACUGCACAGGCCAUUAAGGGCAUGCACAUCCGCAAGGCCACAAAGUACUUAAAAGAUGUCACCCUGAAGAAGCAGUGCGUUCCCUUCCGCAGAUACAACGGAGGUGUUGGCAGGUGUGCCCAGGCCAAGCAAUGGGACUGGACACAGGGACGCUGGCCUAAGAAGAGCGCAGAAUUCCUCCUGCACAUGCUGAAGAACGCAGAGAGCAAUGCUGAGCUGAAGGGAUUGGACGUCGAUUCUCUGGUCAUCGAGCACAUCCAGGUGAACAAAGCCCCCAAGAUGCGCAGACGAACUUACCGUGCUCAUGGACGUAUCAACCCUUACAUGAGUUCCCCCUGCCACAUUGAGAUGAUCCUAACAGAGAAAGAGCAGAUCGUCCCCAAACCAGAGGAGGAGGUGGCUCAAAAGAAAAAGAUCUCUCAGAAGAAAUUGAAGAAGCAGAAGCUCAUGGCCCGGGAGUAAAACUCAUAUGUACAGAAAUAAAUUACCUUCUCAA